Molecule: messenger RNA, 2416 nt
Organism: Sphaerodactylus townsendi
Lineage: Eukaryota; Metazoa; Chordata; Lepidosauria; Squamata; Sphaerodactylidae
Product: probable G-protein coupled receptor 83
Exons: 6
Coding region: 722-2017 (431 amino acids)
Biological process (GO): neuropeptide signaling pathway
Cellular component (GO): membrane
Molecular function (GO): neuropeptide Y receptor activity
Source: RefSeq, a predicted model, not a curated record
GCCCCGCCCGGCGCCUGAUUGGCCCGGCCGGGGAAGGAGAGGCGCCGGGCUGUGCACCGCCGGGCAGGCAGAGGGAGGCGCGCCGCCCGCCAGGAGCCUGAGGUCUGGUUCGCCCCCGUCUCGACUGACGAAGCGGGCUGCCCGCUCCCAGGUAGGGCUCUGCCCCGGGGAGGGAGCCCAGCGGCCGGGACCUGCUGAUGCCCCCCCCCCCCCCACGCCCGUGGCCGCGAGUUCCUCCCCCGGAGCUGAUCUCUGCAGCGAGCCCGGGGAUCCUUUGCUGUUCCGAGAGACCUCCAGCCCCCGCCCAGAGGUUGGCAACCCCACUUGCAGUGGAGCUGGGACUGAAAGACAGCGGCUGGUCCAGGAGCUGGAAUGGGACCCCCCCCCCCGCAGACCCCGCCCAACUAGGGAACUCCGGGGCGCGCUGCUGCUGCUGCUGCUGCUGCUGGCCUUCUGCGGAUGCAAAGCAAGUGAGGAGAAUCCUGGGCCUGGAGUCUUUGGAGAGGUGGUGCUCUCUGGCACUGGGUCCAAACCCAACCGGGCCAAGUUCUGCAGAAGAGGGGGAGGGCUGUGGCACCUUGUGGCAGGGCCCCUGCUUGGCCUGCAGAAGGGGCCAAGAUCAGUCCCCAGCAUCUCCAGUUGGUGAUGUGGACGACCUCUUCCCCAUGAUCUUAGAGAGCCGCUGCUGGUCUGGGUAGAUGAGACUGACCUUGACAGGCAGAUGGUCCGAUCCUCUGUGAGGCAGACUCAAGACCUGCUUGGCUUCCAAGGAGACCUCAGGCCGGAGGGCGGAUGGAUCUUUCUUCUUGUGCAUGGACAGUACAUCCUGGAGGAGCGAAACCACACUGAUUCUUUGGGCAAACUCAUGUUACGCUACCCGGCUGCCAACGGGACAUCUUUCAACUGGACAGACAAAUGGAUUGUGGAGUGGGAAAAGUUUGCUGAACUGGCCAAGUAUGAACCAGAGUCGCAGAAGCCCUCAGUGAAGGCUGUCCUCAUUGUGGCUUACGUGGUCAUCAUUGUAAUGUCUCUCUUUGGGAACUCGCUGGUCUGCCAUGUGGUGAUCAAGAACAAGAGGAUGCAUUCGGCCACCAGCCUCUUCAUUGUAAACUUGGCUGUCUCAGACCUCAUGAUCACCCUGCUCAACACACCCUUUACACUGGUUCGGUUUGUGAGCAGCACCUGGGUCUUUGGGAAGACCAUGUGUCACCUCAGCCGCUUCGCGCAGUAUUGCUCUCUCCACGUGUCCACCCUGACCCUGACAGCUAUAGCUCUAGACCGACACCAGGUCAUCCUGAACCCUCUGAAGCCCCGGCUCUCCGUGACAAAAGGAGCGCUGAGCGUUUCUGUCAUCUGGGGGCUGGCUGCCUGCUUCUCGCUGCCCCAUGCCGUCUACCAAAAGCUUUUCCAGUAUAAUUACAGGGAAGCGACUAUCCGGCACUUGUGCAUCCCUGAUUUCCCAGAACCGGCAGAGCUGGUGUGGAAAUACUUGGAUCUUUCCACCUUCCUCCUCCUCUACCUCUUGCCCCUCCUCAUCAUUACUGUCACUUACACACGACUGGCCAAGAAGCUGUGGUUGCGCAAUGCCAUUGGGGACAUAACCACACAGCAAUAUGUUGCCCAUCACAAGAGCAAGAAGAAGAGUAUCAAGAUGUUAGUAUUGGUGGUGGUGGUCUUUGCCAUCUGCUGGCUCCCACUACAUUGUUACGUGCUGCUUGUUUCCAGCCUGAGAAUCCAAACCAAGAACUCACUUUAUUUUGCUCUGCACUGCUUCGCCAUGAGUAGCACAUGCUACAAUCCUUUCAUCUACUGCUGGCUGAAUGAAGGCUUCCGCUCGGAGCUCAAGGCUUUGCUUGCUGUGUGUGGGAAGGUGCCACAGACUCAGGACAACCGGUUUCCAGGGCUGAUCAUGCCAUAUCAGGAGGCAUGGAUGGAGCAGGCGAGGUGCAAGCCAACGGCUUCUUUACAGAGCAUUCGAUCCACCACCAAUGUGGAAACAUUCAACACCGAUUUGUGAAGUAAGCCGGCCAAAGCCAGUCGACAAGUUUUUCUUAGUAGACGUUCACUUAAAAGGAUCAUCCAAAUAAUUUUUUGCCAAAGGAUUCCCAGAGCAUUCCAAGCCUUUAGUUAUUAGCAAUAUAAUAGUUGCUAUUUGUUUCCAAGAGGAAAACCAUUGCAUCCAAACAUGGUAAUUCAUUCCACCUUCCAGAGACUCUAGUGUUAUGGCACAGUUAUGCAGUUUGCAGAGGCGUUCCUCCCAUUGGGCGAAGUGGGUAGCUGCCCAGGCCGCCACUUUGUGGUGGGCGACAAAAUUGCAGGUUCGUUUGUGGGGGAUUUUGUAUUUUCAGAGUUUUUUUCCGUUUUUGGCCUGCAUAGAGCGCAGAUUUUAGGCUAGCAGCACCAAAAUUUCAGGGAU